Molecule: messenger RNA, 1197 nt
Organism: Humulus lupulus (European hop)
Lineage: Eukaryota; Viridiplantae; Streptophyta; Magnoliopsida; Rosales; Cannabaceae
Exons: 1
Coding region: 1-1197 (398 amino acids)
Source: RefSeq, a predicted model, not a curated record
AUGAACAAACAAGACUACUUUGAACUUGCUCCUAUUGACCCCGAGAUUGAACGUACUUUCAGAAAAAGGAGAAAGGCUCAAAAGGCUAAAAGUCGAGGCACUGUGGCUAAACAUGUUGAUGACGAAGGGGAUGCCCAGAAUGUAAUUAAUCCUAUUGUUUUGGCGGAUGAUAGAGCCAGAGCAAUACGGGAAUACGCUGCCCCCAUGUUUAAUGAGCUCAAUCCAGGCAUUGUGAGGCCCGAAAUACAAGCACCUCAGUUUGAGCUCAAGGCGGUUAUGUUUCAAAUGCUCCAAACCGUGGGGCAGUUUAGUGGGAUGCCAAUGGAAGAUCCUCAUCUCCACCUUCGUUCAUUUUUGGAGGUGAGCGAUUCUUUUAAGCUUCAAGGAGUAAGUGAAGAGGCGUUAAGGCUGAAGUUAUUCCUGUUCUCUUUAAGGGACAGAGCUAGAUCAUGGCUCAACACCCUUCCUCCCGAUUCCAUUACAAAUUGGAAUGACUUGGCUGAGAAAUUUCUAAGAAAAUACUUCCCUCCCACCAGAAAUGCAAAGUUCAGAAGCGAAAUUAUGUCUUUUCAGCAGCUUGAAGACGAGUCCACUAGUGAUGCGUGGGAAAGAUUUAAAGAGCUUUUGAGAAAAUGUCCACACCACGGCAUACCACAUUGUAUACAAAUGGAGACGUUCUACAAUGGUCUCAAUGCAGCCUCUCGGAUGGUAUUAGAUGCCUCAGCCAAUGGUGCCAUUCUUUCCAAGUCUUACAACGAAGCAUUUGAAAUUUUGGAAAGAAUUGCAAGCAACAAUUAUCAAUGGUCCAACACUAUAGCUCCUACAAGUAGAAAGGUGGCGGGAGUUCUUGAAGUAGAUGCCUUAACGACUUUAACAGCUCAAAUGACCUCAAUGACCAACAUUUUAAAGAAUCUGAGUUUGGGAGGAAACAUUCAGCCAGCUGCUGCCAUUCAAAGUGGAGACAUCUCAUGUGUUUAUUGUGGAGAUGGGCACACGUUUGAGAACUGUCCUUCAAAUCCAGCUGCGGUUUGUUAUGUGGGUAACCAGAAUUUCAAUCGCAACAACAACCCAUACUCAAAUUCUUAUAACCCAGCGUGGAGGCAGCAUCUGAAUCUGUCAUGGGGGGGUCAAGGAGCAAGUUCAAGUGGAGCGCCAGCACAAGGGAAACAGUCAGUUUCGCCAGGUUUUUCUCAAUAG